Molecule: messenger RNA, 285 nt
Organism: Entrophospora sp. SA101
Lineage: Eukaryota; Fungi; Glomeromycota; Glomeromycetes; Entrophosporales; Entrophosporaceae
Source: the annotation of a GenBank genome assembly
AUGACAGAAGAAAAACAGAAACUGAAGGAAUUUUUACAAGCAAGUGAAGGUAAGGGACAAAUAUCACCAAUGAGAGGUACAUUAUUUGAGGGUGUUGCACACAGAUGUCUCCAAAACGGUGGAGCAUUCACUGUAUGUAGUUUGGAGAAUAAUACAUCCUUGCCAAUACCAUUACAACCGUCAAAUUUUCCAAGCAAUGAUGCAAUAUUUCCAUCGAACUAUAUCUUCCAAAUUACAAUUUCAAAAAAUCGUGCAAUAAAAUGGGCAGCAUUAGAAGCAAAUUAG